AUGGUUACGCCUCCUGACAACGACGACGGGCACGACGCAGGCUCUCAGCACGCAAAAGGUAAUAAACACUUUCAUUUCUUUCGGCUACCGCGGGAAUUGAGGGACAAGGUCUACGCGGAGGCUGCUACUGACAUUUGGAUCGAAAUCCACGGCCUACUGCGCGAUCACGUCGACCAAAUUCCGUGCGCACUGAUCGAGCAUCCGUCCUGCGUGCAGUUCGCACUCGUCAGCCGCCAGUUCAAGCAGGAGUAUGAGGAGGAGAGGGCUCGCAGAUCGGGGGUCGCGACGCUCACGGUGGCGCUGGGUUGCGCGGAUCGUCUGCCCGACUGUCUCACGCCGGCGUUGAGGAUGGCGCUGUCGCAGGUGAAGACUGUGGUCUUGACGCAUGGGUACACGACGUGGAAGGACUUCGAAUUCCGACCGUGCGGGUAUGGCACCGCCCUCUCCAGGCUCGAGGGGCUCAUCCCGCUCCUCCCGUCUUUGAAGCACCUGGAAUUCGUCUUCUACGAAAGCAUUCGCCAGUUCGAGAUGCCGGCGCGCGGAGGAUUCUACCAACCCGACGAGCAUCGUCCGGGCAAUAUACGGCGUCUGCUAGCGCUCAACCUGCGCCGUCCGCUGGCCAGCACGAUCCAGAUCUCGACUUCGAUGGUGUUGUAUGGACAACUCUUCGUGGCGAAAAAGAAGUCGGUUUCGAAGGGAUCUCUCGUCGGCCUCGACAGACUCAAGAUCAACCGCGUGGUGUACCGCGCCCCUGCGUCGCUCAGACCGUCGCCUACGGAUUUGACUGUUUUGGAGUUCGAUGAGGUGGAGUCUAGCACUGUGGAGGAUGUCGAGGAGUAUUCUCAGCAGCGUCGGGCGUUGGCCAAGGUGCCGGGACAUCGGGCGAGAAUUUGGAACGCAGGGUAUCGCAUGUUGUUUGAGCCAUAG
Zasmidium cellare ATCC 36951 is the source of this 927-nucleotide messenger RNA. RefSeq lists its product as uncharacterized. The transcript is spliced from 2 exons. Lineage: Eukaryota; Fungi; Ascomycota; Dothideomycetes; Mycosphaerellales; Mycosphaerellaceae. Bases 1 to 927 code for a protein of 308 amino acids. The record is from RefSeq and is a predicted model, not a curated record.